This is a messenger RNA of Lotus japonicus, 1756 nucleotides long. RefSeq names its product mannan endo-1,4-beta-mannosidase 6-like. Bases 99 to 1541 code for a protein of 480 amino acids. Lineage: Eukaryota; Viridiplantae; Streptophyta; Magnoliopsida; Fabales; Fabaceae. The transcript has 7 exons. The record is from RefSeq and is a predicted model, not a curated record. Gene Ontology annotation, molecular function: hydrolase activity, hydrolyzing O-glycosyl compounds.
CGUUCUCACAUAACGCCAGCUUCCUGGUAAAGUACAAAUAUCAGAAAACGACAUUGAUAUGCUUACCUGAGACAUGCAAAGAGUGCCAAUUCAAACCGAUGUGGAUUUCAUUUGCUAUUUUGCUUUCAUUCAUCACAUCUCACCCCAUCCCCUCCUAUAUUUUCUGCUUUUCCUCAACAAAAAAAGAUCAAUCUCCUCCAGGCAGGGUUCUAGCAGAUAGAAGAGGCAGCAACAUGGACUCAACACAUGAACACAGUGAAUAUGAAGAUUGGGAAAGCAAUCAUAUGGAGAAUUCCAUCUUAAGUUAUGGGAGUGAAAUGGAGGCAGACGAAUGGCAGAUGGUGAAAACCAAGGGGAACCAAUUUGUGGUGAAUGACCAACCUUUCUAUGUUAAUGGAUUCAAUACUUACUGGUUAAUGGUAUUUGCUGCGGAUAAUUCCACCAGAGGAAAGGUCACUGAGGUGUUCAAACAUGCAGCCUCAGUGGGUAUGACAGUUUGCAGGACUUGGGCAUUCAAUGAUGGCGAAUGGAGAGCCCUUCAGAAAUCCCCAUCAGUUUAUGAUGAAGAUGUAUUCCAGGCCCUGGAUUUUGUGGUAAGUGAAGCAAAGAAAUACAAAAUCAGACUCAUAUUAUCAUUGGUUAACAACUGGGAGGCAUAUGGUGGCAAAGCACAGUAUGUCAAGUGGGGCACUGCUGCUGGUCUUAACUUGACCUCUGAUGAUGACUUCUUCUCACAUCCAACUCUCAGAAGCUACUACAAGGCUCAUGCUAAGACGGUCCUGAAUAGAGUUAAUACAUUCACAAAUAUCACUUACAAGGAAGAUCCAACAAUUUUUGCUUGGGAACUGAUGAAUGAGCCUCGAUGCACCUCAGAUCCAUCAGGUGAUAAGUUACAGGAGUGGAUAAAAGAAAUGGCAUUCUUUGUGAAGAGUAUUGAUACAAAACACCUGGUGGAGAUUGGACUAGAAGGAUUUUAUGGACCAUCGACCCCUCAGAGAUUUCAGGUCAACCCAAAUUCAUUUGCUCAACAGGUUGGAACUGAUUUUAUCAGGAACCACCAGGUUCUAGGAGUCGAUUUCGCUUCUGUUCACAUAUAUCCAGACUCCUGGAUUUCACAAUCAGUUGCCGAUAACCAUCUCCCAUUUAUAAUGUCAUGGAUGGAAGCACAUAUAGAGGACGCUGAAGAGUAUCUUGGAAUGCCAGUUGUUUUUGCUGAGUUUGGUGUAUCUGCAAAAAGCCCUGGCUACAAUUCAACAUAUAGAAACAACCUUAUAAACACUGUGUACAAGACCAUCCUAAACUCUACAAAAAAAGGAGGUAGUGGGGCUGGAAGCCUUGUGUGGCAGCUCUUUCCUGAUGGAACAGAUUACAUGGAUGAUGGGUAUGCAAUUGUUCUCUCAAAAUCCCCUUCCACGUCAAGUAUGAUAUCCCUUCAAUCCACAAGGCUCGCCCUAUUCAAUUCCUUAUGCUCUAAAACAUGCCAUUGGGGUUGUAAGAAGAAAAAGGUGUUGGAAAAUAUAAACUAUCACGAUGAACUCUGAUACCAUAUGCGGAAAGUUGCCAAUUAUAGCCAUAUAAACAUGCAUGUUUCUCCUAGUGGAUGCAAGAGUGUCAACUCAGUUUGAAAAUGGUACAAACAACAAAGGAAGUGAACAGUGGAGACAAACCAGUUUUUAAUUAUGUCAAUAGGUCUUUACUUUGUAUGCUCUGACAUUUACAUGGAAAUUUCUAAAUAAGCAAGCAUUUUAGGUGUGAA